AUGCAGGUUCCAGGAGGCUGUGGCCGUGGCGCAGAGGGCGGGCGUCCCCACGUGGUGGGGCUCCGUGCUGUGCUCCCGGUUCUGGUGCUGGUUCUGGGGCGCACGCUGCUCACCGCAGGUUUUCUGGAAGUGGAGAUGGCAGGGAAGACUCAGAUGGUUUUCCUGAAUGAAAAUGCGACUAUCUUUUGCAAGAUCCCUGGUUUCCCACACCUGGACAUCAACAGUAUGGGUAUCACCUGGUUUUGGAAGGCUCAGUUGUCUGAAAUAGAGAUCAAACUGUUUGAAUUUUUUGGAGACCACAAAGUGGCAUUCCGACCUGGAGCCAACGUGUCUCCAUGGAGGCUGAAGAGGGGGGAUGCCUCACUGCAGCUGCCUGGGGUCCAACUGUGGGAAGCAGGAGAGUACCGAUGUGAGUUGGUGGUCACUCCUCAGAAGGCACAGGGGAGAGUCUGGCUGGAGGUUGUAGCUCACCCAGUCAGUAGCUUGUUUCUGGAGCAAGCCGUGGUGAAAGAUAAUGAAGACAAACAUAUUUUGUGUAAGUCAAGUGGAUUCUACCCAGAGGAUAUUAACAUAACGUGGAAAAGGUGGACCCAGAAGGAUCCCCGGUUCCAGGAGAUUUCUGAGGACAUUAUCACUGGCCCCCCCAUCAAGAAUAAGGAUGGCACAUUUAAUAUCACUAGCUACUUGAGGCUGAAGCCCUCUCUGGAAGACAAUGCGACCAUCUACCAGUGUGUGGUAUGGCAUGUAUCCUCACUCAUGUGCCAGAGUUUCAACUUCACCCUGAUUCUGAUAGAAUCUGAGAAGAAAACUGAGUCAGUUUGUAGCCUGCUGGAGGGUGAGAGACACCGGAAUCAGAGCCUGCUAGAGGAUGAGAGACCCUGGAAGCUGGAGCUAUUUGCUCUAGUGGAGGCCAGUCUAGAUCAGAUGACAGCCACCGGACAUGUGUAA
This is a messenger RNA of Lipotes vexillifer (Yangtze River dolphin), 948 nucleotides long. It is a transcript of the gene NCR3LG1, whose product is annotated as natural killer cell cytotoxicity receptor 3 ligand 1. The coding region runs from base 1 to 948 and encodes 315 amino acids. NCBI's taxonomy places the organism in Eukaryota, Metazoa, Chordata, Mammalia, Artiodactyla, Lipotidae. The transcript has 6 exons. The record is from RefSeq and is a predicted model, not a curated record.